ACACAACAAAUCAUUUACUUGCCCAAGAUGCGCGGUGGCGGUUUUGUGCAGAUUUUUAAGGAUUUUUCCAAUUGGUCUACUGUAGCAGUUGUACCACACGUGGCAAAUGCAAAUAAUAAGAUUUCUCGUAUUUUCUGGAUUGCCAUAUUUUUAUUUGUUCUGGGAAUGUUCGCAUAUGAACUUUACAUUUUAAUCGCAAAGUUCUUUUCGUAUCCUGCCACUGUCAACACAGAAAUUCUUUUCGAGAAACAGAUAUUUCCCGUCGUUACCGUGUGCAACAUGAAUCCUUACAAAUACAGUGUUGUAAAAUCGAACAGUGCAUUUUCAAGUGUUAAUACUCUGAUGACAACAUAUUCUGAUGCUACUGUUGGAACAUUUUCAACUGAUAAAUGGGGUCUCUAUGCUGAUAACGAUGAAACCUACGAUUUGGAUUCUCGAGCAGCAGAUGCUCUUGUAUUGGAAGCAAAUUUGAUAAGUGAUACGGCAAAAGUUCCUGCUUUAUACACUUACGCGGAUUUGAUUCAAGAUUGUAGUUUUGCGGGUAUUCCUUGCUCGGAAUCAGAUUUCACAAAGUUCAUUGAUCCAGUGUAUGGAGCAUGCUACUCAUUUAACGAAGAUGCGUCACUCAAUUAUUCUGUUAGUAGAGAAGGUAUUCAAUUUGGAUUAAAAUUGAUGCUUACGGUCACGCAAACAAAAACAAAUGGGAAUACCGAUUCGUUGCCAACAACUAAACUAGCGGGUGCCCGGAUUGGAGUAAACUCACGUGGGAGUAGUCCAGGACUAGAUUCAAAUGGAAUCGAUGCAGGAGUUGGAUAUGAAAGUGCUGUUUCUGUUAGCUUGACUCAAAACGUUCGAGCAAAGAAACCAUAUGGAACAUGUGUGGAUCGAGAACCGGAUAGCUCGGAUUAUUACAAGGAUUUCAUUUACACACUGGAGACAUGUUUCAAUGGAUGCAAACAAAGAGACACUAUUGCAAAAUGCCAAUGCGCAAAUCCGAGAUUAGCUCUCGGAUCCACAGAUACAGCAUGUCAGCCAAUAAAAGCAGAUUUGGACUGCCUCCAAACAUUGAAAGGAAAUCAAACAAGUUCCACUCCGAAUAUUGAUUUAUUAGUUGAAUGCAAUUGUAAUCCUCCCUGUGAUGAAUCAACCUACACACCAACAGUAUCUCUUGCUCAAUUUCCAUCCACUAGUUAUUACGUCGCAACUUCGUCUACUGCUGGGGUUGGAAGCUGCUCUUCAACAAACUCGAAGUUUUCAAGCAAAUCAGAUUGUCAGAAAUGGUACAACAAUAAUGGAAUGAUUAUACAAGUGUUUUUGGAAACGCUCAGCUACGAGCUAUACACUGAAACUGCAGGAUAUACGGUUAGCAACGUUAUUAAUGACUUGGGAGGACAAGCCGGUUUGUGGCUUGGACUAUCCGUUAUUUCUGUUGUUGAGAUGACAGGUUUAAUGUUAGUCAUGGGUGCGUUCUGUGUAACUGGUGGAGCUAUCAAAAUGGCUCCAGACGAUGAUGAAAUUGAAAAUGAUCACAGAAUCAAGGACGUGGAAGAUGUGAAAAAGGAAAUCGAUCAUUUGGAGAAAAAACACGGAGAAAUGGAGAGCGGCAGCGAUGGGGAAGUUGACGAUAUCGAGAAUAAAGGAGAUGAGGAGAAAAAGAAGAAAUAAAUUAGCAUUUGGUUGUCAAGAAUAUGUUCAUUUGAACUAUACUACAAUAAGUCUACACUUGUUGAGAAUAUAAAAGACUGAUGACAGAAAUGAAUACAUUUGAUACAGUUUGA
Molecule: messenger RNA, 1778 nt
Organism: Caenorhabditis elegans
Lineage: Eukaryota; Metazoa; Nematoda; Chromadorea; Rhabditida; Rhabditidae
Gene: asic-2
Product: Degenerin-like protein asic-2
Exons: 13
Coding region: 28-1665 (545 amino acids)
Biological process (GO): sodium ion transport
Cellular component (GO): plasma membrane; membrane
Molecular function (GO): sodium channel activity
Source: RefSeq, marked reviewed